AUGAAUUUAAGAAGCAUAAGUGAUCAACUUCCAACGUAUCCAAACAAUAUUCAAGGAGAAUUACGCCUUAUAUUGCAGACAAAGGAUAUUUUUCUUGUAUGCUACAAACAUCUAGAGGAAUACCUUCGGUUAGUUAAUGAGCAAAACAGAUUAAUUACAAAGGAGUUUGUACAAGAACAACUACAAAUUGGAGAAGAUGAAUUAACUGAACUUAAAGUCGAACUACAGGAAGCUGAAAACAGGUUGAGUGCACGCUUGCGUCAUAACGAACUACUAGUUGACCAAUUAGCAAGUCUUGGUUAUGCUUCUGUUGAGUUAGGAACUAGUGUCCGUCACUUAGCGUUAUGUCGUUCACCACAAAUGCGGAAAAAAAAUAUUGGCUCAACGUCAGGUUGGAACCUUGGGUUGCUCAAGGUAUUCAGAAACACCACCUCCAACACAUUUGAUCGACAAUAUAGCCUUGGCUAUUGCAGAAAUUCAUCAAGAAGUAAGGGCGAAAGUCAAACCUUUGCUCGAUUACUAUAG
Messenger RNA from Heterobilharzia americana, 525 nucleotides. NCBI's taxonomy places the organism in Eukaryota, Metazoa, Platyhelminthes, Trematoda, Strigeidida, Schistosomatidae. The record is from the annotation of a GenBank genome assembly.